This is a messenger RNA of Ictalurus furcatus (blue catfish), 5010 nucleotides long. RefSeq names its product heme oxygenase 2b (gene hmox2b). The transcript is spliced from 6 exons. Gene Ontology annotation, biological process: heme catabolic process; response to oxidative stress; heme oxidation. Gene Ontology annotation, molecular function: heme binding; heme oxygenase (decyclizing) activity. Lineage: Eukaryota; Metazoa; Chordata; Actinopteri; Siluriformes; Ictaluridae. The record is from RefSeq and is a predicted model, not a curated record. The coding region runs from base 217 to 1173 and encodes 318 amino acids.
UCCAUAGACACACACUAUCUUACAGCGGUCAUGCAGUUGCUUCCGGACCGCUCAAAUAUGGUGGACGCGAUGACGUAUUGAUUACGUUUGCAGUAGGUCGCAAACUCUUGUUUGCCUGUGCGUUUGAGAGUGCACGUGACAAAGAAGCACUUCUCCUUUCUGACCGGAAGUACGGAGUAGACAUAGUGAAAAGUCAUCAGAGACGGAAGCUGAAGCAUGUCUGCAGUAAAGACGGAAGAUUCAGAAACUGGAACGAGCAUGGUGAACGGCGGAGGAGCCGUGUACGAGGAUAAAGAGGAAAACGACAAUUCCAGAUCUGAAGAUCUCUCUGAGCUGCUGGCUGCAGGAACCAAAGAAGUUCACGAGCAAGCUGAAAACACACAGUUUGUCAAAGAUUUCCUUCAUGGACGCAUUCGCAAGGAGCUCUUUAAGCUUGGAGCCGUGGCGCUCUACUACACCUAUUCAGCCAUGGAAGAAGAGAUUGAGAAAAACAAGGAUCACCCACAGUUUGCACCCCUUUACUUCCCCAACGAGCUUCACCGGCGUGAGGCCUUGGCUCGGGAUCUCGAGUACUUCUACGGCGAGGACUGGCAGGGUCAGAUCAGCUGCUCUCCGGCCACCCAGCGCUACAUGGAGCGCAUUCAUGAAAUCGGUCGUGAAGACCCUGUGUUGCUGGUGGCUCACGCAUACACACGCUACAUGGGCGACCUCUCAGGGGGUCAGGUGUUGAAGAAAGUGGCCCAGCGUGCCCUCAAGCUGCCCCCUACAGGAGAGGGAGUCUUUUUCUACCAGUUCGACAGCAUCCACAGCAACAAAGCGUUCAAGCAGCUGUACCGCAGCCGAAUGAAUGAGCUGGAGCUCGACAUCAGCACCAAGGACAGGAUCGUUCAGGAGGCUGUGCGGGCUUUCCAGUUCAACAUGGAGGUUUUCCAAGAGCUGGAGGAAAUGGGGAAGACGAUUCAGGAAGACGUCUUGGAUGGAGGUCCGAUCCACGGUCACAUGCAAGGAGACAUCAGCAAAUGUCCUUACUAUGCUGCCAAAAUGGCUGCCAGUGGAGGAUCAGCAUAUGUUUAUCAAAUGGCUGCAGCGAUCCUCAGAAACCCCACAGGCCAGGUGCUGUUAGCUGCAUGGAUCGCAGCUCUUGCCGGAUUGGUCGCCUGGUACCUCAUAUGAUCCGUCCAUGGAACAGUAGAAGUGAAAUGUUUAUGCUGCUGUAGGCGCACCUUCCCCUUACCAGUAUCCCAGUCUGAAGAGAAGUGCUGAAGUUGUUCUCAGAUGAGCACGAAGGAGGAGCUUCCACCACCAGCCUCAGAAGAGAAGGAAGGCGGUUUGGGUCUAACGGACGAAUACACAUCCUUUACAUUCUUCUUCUACCUGGGAAAUAUCGCGUCCCACUGGCGUUUCGGUUUUUGAGAGAAAGUGUUCCGAAUUUUCCUCGUGAUCUUUUCACAUGUGCUGCGCAACGUACUGUAUGUAGAUAACUAUUAACGCUAACACAAGUCUACUACCUGCUUUGUGCUAUAUUAAAUUCAGUUCAGAAGUCUGUUUUUGAGCAACACGUUUAUUCCCUGGCCCAAACCAGCGCUCUCGUGGUCCUGGUUUCUGAGGUUUGUGAGGCUGUAGGGCGCCUGUUGCUCACGCGUGCACGCUGUAAUCGUAACGCUCUUCCCAGUCCUAGCUAGCAUCGGCUAACUAGCUAGUCUUGCUCGCUCUGUAGAUUCAUUAUCAUCACUGGUAAAAGAUGAUAUAAACGUUGGUUUAACUCUGGUAAGCUUUGGAGGCAGAAAUUCCAGAGAGGAGCCGUUUGUGCAUCUUCACAGUUAAAGUGGGACCUCACAUCGUGUACUGGUGAACAUGCUACAAUUAGCCAUGUUGUUAUUUGAUUUUAUUUUUUAAAUAAAAUUGCGAGUGAAAUUUUUCAGAUUCCGUAUGUUGUAAACGUGCACGGUUUUUUUUUUCAAGCGCUCUGCAGUGAUCACUAAACUCCACCAAACCAGAAAAAAAGGCCCAUUUAUUGCGCUCUGACUCUUACCCACAACUCCCUGCAGUUAUGCUCGAGGACCUGAUUGCAGAGGAUGGCUUGGAAGCAACAAGCAGAUGCGACGGAGAGGGAAAACUCGUAAAUUUAUAGGUCUAGAGUGGAUUUUGUUAUUAGUUGCGCUCGUCGUUAAGCAGACUUCAGGAAUAUGAUUAAAGUAAGGGGUAGUUUAUAUAUUUAGCUCAUGAACAUGUGUAGCAGGGGUCUUUAGUCUUAUCCACAAAAGGCUGUAGCCUUUCAUUCCAGGGAAAAUAGAGGUACACUUGAUAACUGAACGUAUUAAACAGGUGAGAUUAAUCAGCCGCUCCUGAUCGGUUGAAACGAAGUCCCGCAGCCACACCGGUCCUUUGUGGAUAAGAUUAAGGACACUCGAACUGUAGCCUACACACACAUGAUUUUAUAUACACUGCUGAGUCAGCAACUGCAGAUCAUUUCAAUACGCUUUAUUUGCUUGCUGAACGGUUUAUUCUUCAUCUCGUAUAAAUCUGCUUUUAAGUGGGGAAAUAAAACAGUGUUAUGCAUGAAACAGACAACAGGACAGACUACGAGUGUGUGUUUAUUAGCAACUAUUCCCCACUGUUUAACCACAAGCUCGGUGUUGCAGUGUAUGUUCUGUCUCUCAGUGUACAAGUGACUAAAUAUAAUCUGGCCAUUCAGAAACCAAACACUACUACUACCAAAUCAGUUCUUGAUGCAGUAGGCGGUUCUUUUGACAGGAUAUAUAUAUAAUGUAUAUAUGUGUGUGUACAAACACACACUAUCACAGUUACUUUUUUGCAACAGUUUUGUGGCACACAGUGUUUUCAUGAACGUGGUGUUAAUAUUUGACAAGAAUUGCAAUAGAAGAGCAGUAUGGGGGGAAAAAGGUAAAAUGCUUUCUCUUCCGAAGCGGAUAAAGUACUGCUGUCAAUACGCUGUGCUGUGAUUUUAAUACUGAUUUAUCAAUCCCAGCUUUUAAGUGUUGGGUAACACCGUAUAUUACCCACUUUUUAGAUAUUCAAAAACUGUUAUUGAAAGUGUGAUGGUUUUGUGGGAUUUUUCUUCAGCUGAUGAUGUGCUUAUGAGUAAAUAAUGUUACUAAGCUAAUAAUCGUGGCACAUAAAUCUAACACAGAGUUGCAGUUUUAGUGUUGAGCUUUUUUUUGGGGCCGUGCAGCUCAUUUUGUUUCUAAUGCUGAGGAAGUGAAUUUACCAAAAAUGUAUUCUUUGACCAAACUGAACAUUUCUAUACAAUUUGCAACAUUAGGUAGAUCUGACACACACACACCAAUUCAGAAGCUUUUGAAUCCGUAGUAAGGAAUAUGAGGAAAAGAAGCUUAAAAGCACUCAUUAAAUUCCUGUAUACGGUUUGGGACAACGUACAAGUCUGGAUUUUGAGAGCGUUUACGCAGUACGAAGCUGAUGUAAACAAUAUUAAAAGUCAGAGUCGAGAUUUAACUGAAUAGUACAGUAAUGGUAUAUUUGCACAAGUAUUGAAGCUGUUUCAGACCAACCCCAUGGUCUGUCUCCCUUUUAUGCAAGUAUCUAUUAAUGCAGACGUGAAUGUGGAUUUGCGCACACACUUGUAUAAGCAUAGUAGCUUGUGUCCUGAAAUGAAGAUGGAUUUUAUAGUUGGGUUUCAUCUCCUGAUAAAUAUUUGUGUGAAAUUUGUUCACGUUGACACCAAAUUAUGAGUCACUGGUUCUUCAGCUUCCCUACACCCAAACAAAAGGUGGUCAUGAUGGAUCAUUUAACUGCUAUCUAUUAUAAUUUGGGUUAUACUGUAUUAGCAGAGAUUGAACAUUAUGCAGACUAACACCAUGUUUAAAGAGGCUUUGCAAAGUCCACUUGUGCCACUUUUCCACCGCGCCGAACGACUCGACCAAGCUUGCUUUAUGGGGGCUUUCCACUCUGGAUAGUACUAUACUUUUUUUAGUACCACCUUGGUCGAGGGUCGAAAUGAGCCGAGCCGAUACUGAGGGAGUAAGGAUUCUCCUUAACGAGUGUUUCUGUAUUGUGCCUGAAUAAAUGUCAUUUAAUACAUACUUUGCGUAUGGUAAUACUCAUCAAUUUAAAAUAAUGUAUAAUUUCUCAUUACAGAUAAAAUUACAACAAAGGUUUCUGUCUUAGAUUUUUACAUCUCGCUCGUUAUCAGUUUCCAAACAGGAGUUUAUCGAAGUCACUCCUGUCGCGGCCGAAUCUAACAUGGUCAUAUCGAGCACUCUGUAGGGCAGGGGUGGGCAAUCUUAUCCAGUGCAGGUUUUCAUUCCAAGCAAGCAGGAGGCACACCUGAUUCCACCUGUUUAAUCAGUUGAUCUUGGCUUUCAAUAGAUUCAGGUGUGACUUCUGCUUGGCUGGAAUGAAAACCUGCACCCACACCGGCCCUUUCCGGAUAAGAUUGCCCACUCCUGACGUAGGAUCUAGAACGGCGUUAUUUUACAUCCUUAAUAGGGUCCAUGUUCAGUGAACAGGGAAGGCAUUUGGAAUAUGGCCUGAGUGUGUAUUUGUACAGGGCGUCAAUAAAAUAACAUUAUUUGUGCGUGAAGGCGAGUGGAAGAAGGCACGAAACUGCAGUGGAAAAGCAAGCUCAGACAAGUAAUGCAAGCCAAGUAAAGUCGAGCCAUACCGUGCAGUGGAGAAGUGGCUUUGGUGUUUGAGAAAUGUUAUGAAAAGGUUGAUGUGUGUUGUAACACAUGCCACUGACAUGCUGACCAAACUCUUAUAAUCAAACGAUAGAGAAGGUUUUAACACACACAGCUUGUAGUACCAAAGUGAGAGUCCAUGUUCAAGAGACUAACUGAUUUAUUCAUUCAUUUUUACAUAUUGCACGUUUAAAUGGGGACUGUACUAUAAUGCAGCAGCUUAACAGAACAUUUAGUUUAGGAUGAGUAACGGUUUUUACUGAUGGUUCAGUCUGUAUGCCCAGAUGUGUUCUUUUAACUACCAACUGUGUGACUAGUUCAAUCUGUUAAACUAAUAAAAUCUUAAAUCCAA